This is a messenger RNA of Leptinotarsa decemlineata (Colorado potato beetle), 2161 nucleotides long. RefSeq lists its product as uncharacterized. The record is from RefSeq and is a predicted model, not a curated record. Lineage: Eukaryota; Metazoa; Arthropoda; Insecta; Coleoptera; Chrysomelidae.
UUGCAGGUUGAAAAUCAGAAAUGGAGAACACACUAAUUUUCUUCCUUAAAUAUGGGGAGGAAGAGCACGCUGUCGAACUACCAGAAUAUGACACAGUGGAAAUUUUAAAAUCGAAUGUUUACGACAUGUACGGAAUUCCGCCACACAGACAAAUAAUUGAAGGAUGGAAAAACACCCCGAGAGGAGAUGACGACAUUCUGCAAAGUUGCGCUUACCCAAUAGACAUAAACUACUUAACGAUUCGUCGAAUGGAUUUAUUUAUGGAAAACGACACAUUGUCGCAAAAUGAUAGCAAUAGUGAAGAUGAGGAUAAUGAACCCCCUUAUGUGAAGAGAGAAAAAUGGACAAUGCAACCUGGAAUGGAUGAAGAAAUGUUGAAGAGUCGCGUCAGAGAACCUGCCACGGCAUAUGUUUUGUCACAGAAUGAAUCGAUUUCAAGAACUGGCGGUUUAGAUUGCUUCAGCAGAUCGGCAGAGUUUCACGGUGGUAUUGGUGCCGCAUGUUGUUGUUAUGAUAAAAUAGUGAGGACCAAUAGAAACUGCGGCGUAGAAUUUAACAUUGUGUCAUUGAGUGAGGCAGUGUCACGGACAUGCCUGACAUCUAUAGAAAAGCGGAAAGUUCUACUUCUUUAUUUUCACAAAGAUAACGAACCGUUUUCCGAAAUUUUCCUCAGGAACCUGCGAAACCCCAAAAUUGUCGAAAUAUUGAAAAGCAGUUUCUUCAUUCUGGGAUGGGACGUAGAAAACGCCGACAACCACAGCGAUAUCGAGAAAGCCCUAAACGAGUUCGACUUGUCCUAUCUGGCCAGUUUCGUCAAGUGCAUGGUUAGCGCGGCUUUACUGAUCCAAAACAUAGACGGCUGCAUCGCCGUCAAUUCUUGCAUGUCUGGAAAGAUUUCCGACAAGAAUUUUCUUACAUCUCUGGAGAACGUUUCGACCUUUUUGAAGUCUGAGAAACUCGAGCAGAAAGAGUUGGAAAAUCUCGAAAAGAAGGUAGGUAGUGAGAUCGACAUGGAUUCUACCAAUUACCAAAAAAUGAUGGCGGACAUGCUUGGCGAUAGAGAUUAUGAUUCUUUCGAUUUCGAUCAGCACGAGGAACUCAAGAAGAAAAUCGCUUUCGCCAUGUUUGGACCACCUGAGGAGGUGACCGGUUACGAAAAUAAAAAGUUGAAGAAGGUGGAGGAUGUCUACGAGUCUAUAAUGAACAGUAGUAAUGAAAUCGCCAAAUACCUCGACAGAGUGGAAAUAUCCUUCAUUUACAAUUGCACAGAACCGCUUCCAAAGGAAAAACUUUCCAGAGCGAAAAAGUAUCCUGAUUACAACCCCAAUACUGAUCUUAUGCCUGUCCCUAUUUUUGUUUUGAGGAAAUGUCGUGAUAGCGACAAUCCCUGCAGAAUUUUCAUUGAUGAUACUGGUCGGACCUACCAAAGUUGGGUUGAAUAUAUAAACAAGAAUAAGCUGCAUGAAUGCAAAAUGGUUCUGCCGCGGAUGGGAAGAUACGAAGUAAACGAUAAGGGACAAGUGCUUCUGGAGCAUCAUUUAUCUCCUGCUUGCGGACUGGAUGUGAAAAUUUUGAAAGGUGUCGACAUAGCCACAACAGUGACCGGCUUAGCCUCAGGAGGGGUUUUCAUCGCUGCUGCCAUUCCUUUCAUUACUGUUGCACCAGCAGUGUUGAUUGCGGCCGGGGCCUUUGGGAUUGGUACGGGAGUAUAUGCAAUUGGACGAAGCAUCCAUACUCUCAUUGACAGAUCAAAACACAAAGAGACGCUCAGUUUUGCUAAUUCAGAUGCUAGAGGUGCCUAUUUGAAUAUACUUGCCGGUUCUCUGGGCUUUGUUGGCGCAGGCACCAACGUUCUGGUUUCCCAACUGGUUGCAAACGGCGUUAACAUUUCAAAGGGCGCUGGAGCAAUUGUUAACACAAUCGGCAUCGUCAAUCUAGGCGCCAGCGGAGCCAGUGUUCUGAACACGGGAUACGAUGUGGUGGAUAGAUGGAUAAAUGAGAAUGAAACUCCCUCUGCUUUGACUGUUUUGCAAUUGAGUUCAUCUAUUUUGUUCUUCGGAAACGCCGUUUAUAGUUUCAAAACCUGUUCCACUAUCGUCGAAGAAACGCAAGCAAAAACUUUAAAGAAUUAUCAGGAUUCGUUGAGAAGCAAUAGACACAG